AUGUCCAAGCUCGGGGGAUAUGCAGCAGCUGCACUCGAUAGUCUCACUCCUGCUCAACUCAGCUUUCUGCAGAGCCUUCCCAAGGCAGAACUUCACGCCCAUCUGAACGGAUCCAUCCCGCUUCCAGUCCUCCAGGAUCUCGCACGUAGUUACCUACAGGUACAUGCGUCUGAACUCCAUACCCUGUCGUCCGAUGUUGUUCGCGAAGGAAUAGAACGCCUGGUGCAGGGUGUCACUCUUGGUCAAAUCCACGAGUUCUUUGACUUGUUCCCCGCCAUCUACGCUUUGACCUCUACUCCCGUCGCGCUCGCUGCAGCUGCUCGCGCCGUCCUUGAACAUUUCCUCUCCAUUAGCGAUGGCUAUGUUCAAGCCGCGUACCUCGAGUUGCGCACCACUCCUCGUGAAACGUUUUCCAUGAGCCGUCUCCGGUAUCUUGAAACGGUGUUAGAUGAAGUGGAGCGAUACCCUGCAAGUCAGGCUGCCCUUAUAGUGAGCCUUGAUCGAAGAAUGCUCCCUGAAGUGGCUCUCGAUUGUGUCAACUGUGCAAUACAAUUGAGACAAAUGAAACGGAGGGUUGUCGGUGUCGAUUUGUGUGGCGAUCCGAGAGCUGGAAAUAUGACAGAGUUUGCGCAGCAUUUCCGUGCUGCGAAGGAGGCAGGCUUGGGUAUAACUCUCCACAUAGCCGAGAUUGAGGAAAGUCCUUCGGCUGAAAUUCACCAGCUUCUUUCUUUCAAUCCCGACCGACUUGGCCAUGCAACAUUUCUUGACGAUUCUUCAAAAAUCUUGGUCCGCGAACACAAGCUUUGCAUUGAAAUCUGUCUAUCGUCCAACCUCCUUUGUAAGACCGUGCGUGACUUGGACGCACAUCACAUCCGGUACUUUUUGCAGCAUAACCACCCUAUUGCCAUCUGUACCGAUGACAUCCUUCCUUUCCGUAACUCCCUUCUGGGCGAGUACGCCAUGCUGAUGGCCGUUCCGCCUCACGGACUUGGGCUCACGAAGUCGGAGAUCGAGAAGGUGGCACAAAUGGGGUUGAAUUGUCGCUUCGGGACGCGCAAGUCGUCGCGGUAUUUACAGAAUUAA
Messenger RNA from Sparassis crispa, 1083 nucleotides. RefSeq names its product Metallo-dependent hydrolase. Gene Ontology annotation, biological process: adenosine catabolic process; inosine biosynthetic process. NCBI's taxonomy places the organism in Eukaryota, Fungi, Basidiomycota, Agaricomycetes, Polyporales, Sparassidaceae. Bases 1 to 1083 code for a protein of 360 amino acids. Gene Ontology annotation, molecular function: adenosine deaminase activity. The record is from RefSeq and is a predicted model, not a curated record. The transcript has 4 exons.